AUGGAACUCAUUUUCUCUUCGGUUCAUCCUGAUUGGACAGGAAAGGAGGCGACUGACCAAUACUGCCAGGCUCCACUAGGAGAGAUCAAAGCAGCCGCUGGAAAACCCACCGAUUUGGCAAAGGUUACGAGCAGCUGGCAUCCUGAUUCCUUGCCAAUCAGCCUGGAACACGCCAUUGCUGCCUGUCCAGAAACCUGGAACAAAAGACUACUGACUGAUAUUCUAAAGCCAUUCCAACUGUUUGUACAUGAAGUCAGGGGAAUAGCAAAAGGGGUGCUAACUCAGACUUUAGGGCCAUGGAAACGCCUGGUGGCAUAUCUAUCUAAAAGACUGGACUAUGUUGUGGCUGGAUGGCCAAACUGCCUCCAAGCCAUCGCUGCCACAGCAAUCCUGGUUAAGGAAGCAGAUAAGCUUACUUUGGAGCAAGAUUUACAGGUGGUAGCCCCACAUGCUAUGGAAACCUUACUUUGGAGCCCUCCAGGGUGCUUGCUCUCCAAUGCUACUACCACCCAAUACCAGGCCCUUCUUCUAGACCAGCCCAGAAUAAAAUUCUUAAAAACCUCAGCUUUAAACCCAGCCACUCUUCUUCCUGAUGAUGAUCCCUCCAAACUGCUGCACAAUUGCCAGGAAAUCUUGGGGUCACUCCAGAAUGACCAGCUGGAGCUGAUGGACACACCCUGGCCAGACCCAGGCAAGACACUCUACACUGAUGGCAGCAGUUAUGUCCAAAAUGGAAUCAGGUAUGUGGGCAUGGCUAUAGUUACUUUAAAUAAAAUUAUCUGGGCUCAAGCUCUGGGACAUGGAACUUCUGCACAAAAAGCAGAACUAAUUGCACUGACCCAGGCUCUCAGGUAUGGCAAAGGAAAGACUGUUAAUAUCUAUACUGACAGUAGGCAUGCCUUUGCUACUCUUCUUGUACGUGGAGCUCUCUAUAAGGAGAGAGGACUAUUAACUUUGGGAGGAAAAGAUAUCAAACAUGCAGAAGAAAUUCUGGCUUUGUUAAAAGCCCUCUGGUUGUCAGAGAAAGUGGCUGUUAUACACUGCACAGGCCACCAGAACACAGAGACACCAGAAGCAAGAGGAAACACCUUUGCUGACAAAACAGCCAAAGAGAUGGCUUUAAAACCUGUAGAGACUUUACAGAUUUUGCCUGUGUUGCCUAACGGUGUUCUAUCCACUUCCCCCAUGUAUGUGGAACAAGAGAAAAUUCUAGGAAAAAUCUUAAAAACAACUGAGGAUCAAAACGGAUGGAAGAUUCUACUGGACAAAAGAAUCCUGAAGCCAAAGACAUUGGGGAAAUUGUUAAUUAAGCAAGUACAUCAAGGAACCCAUAUGGGUAGUACAAAAAUGGCUGAAUUGUUACAAAAAGACUUUUACAUUCCAAAGUUAACUCAAUUAACAAGACAAGUUUCUUCCAGGUGCCAGACAUGUGCUCAAGUAAAUCCUAACCCAAAGGAUGUACCCAGCUCAGGAUAUGGUGGUGGUCGUGGCAACGUGGGGAUUAAACAAGGCCGCCAAGGCGGCCGCCGCCUGCCGACCCCUGCUUGUCGGACCCUAGAAACUGGGAAGUUGAGAGCUAUGGCUCUACCGCUGCUGCCCGGCAACAGCUUCAAACGCGAUGUGGGAAAGGAGAAGUUCCAUAAAUCCCAACAUUGGGGCUUUUGCAACAAUGUAAGGAUGCUAGUAAGUGAUGAGAAACCUGGAAUAGGUGGAGUACCACUUAUUGGGCAAAAGAUAAAGCCUAAAUAUGGCGCAUAUCCUAAAGGAGAAGGAAUUGAUGUGCCAUCCUGGGUAGCUUUUGAUAAACAGGUAUUAUCUUUUGAUGCCUAUGUGGAAGAUGAAGUGCCUGAUAAAAACCAAGAAAACUAUAGAAUAAGAUACUAUAAAAUCUACUUCUACCUUGAAGAUGACACAAUUCAAGUGAAUGAACCAGAGGUGAAAAAUAGUGGACUGCCUCAAGGGACUUUUAUCCGCCGUCAUCGGAUUUCUCUCCCACCCCCUGAUGAUGAUCAGUUUUAUACUGUAUAUCAUUUCAAUAUCAACACAGAUGUUGUCUUCUAUGGCCGGACAUUCAAGAUUUAUGAAUGUGAUGCAUUCACAAAAAACUUUUUGAAGAAAAUAGGAGUGAAAUUAAAUCCCCCUGGACAUUGUCCAGAAGAUCCUUAUAUGAAGGUGCGGAGAGAGAAACUAGACUGUAUAGAUCCCUUUCGUCCUUAUGAGUCCUUUGACACUCUGAAACAGUUCCUCCAAUAUGAUGGGAAGGUUUUGCGAUUCUUUUGCCUAUGGGAUGACUCAGACUCGUUGUUUGGGGACCGGAGAGAACUCGUCCUGCAUUACUUCUUGUCUGACGAUACUGUGGAAAUCAAAGAAGUGAUACCACACAACUCAGGCCGAGAUGCUGUGUCAUGGUUCCUCCGGAGGAGUAAGCUACCCAAGCAUGGCCCACCUGGGAUCUAUCAACCAGGCCAGAUAACAGACCGAGCAGUUCUCAAUGUGUAUGGUGGCUUCACAGAUAAGCGAGUGGAUGGCUACCUGUUAGAUAAAUACAAGCUAGGAAAACUAGACCAAGAGUAUUACAAAGAUAGUGACCUGACUGUAGGAACCUACAUCAAUGUGUGGGGAAGGAAAGUGCUCCUCUGCGACUGUGAUGAAUUUACAAAGUCUUAUUUUAAGGCUAAAUAUGGAGUUGAGAACUUUACCUCCAUUUCGUGCAAGGCUCCUCCUCUUCCAAAAAUAGAAAGGAAAUUUCCACCUUACACGGGCUUUGGGUCUGAAGAGGAUUCUCUCCGUUCCUGCAUAGGCCUUGUGCCCACACCUCACCAGAGGAACUUCAAGAAAUUCAUGGAAGAAGACAGCUAUGGCAAUGUAAGCAAUAUACUCCGGUUUUUUGCAAAACUAAUCACAGACAAAUGUGCUGAUGUGGACAGGAUGUUUGUUAUUUCAUAUUUUCUCAGCGAUGAUACACUUUCAGUGUUUGAACCUAUAGAGAGGAAUUCAGGGCUCACUGGUGGAAUGUUUUUGAAAAGAAUUCGUGUUAAGAGGCCUGGACAAGAAAUCUUUAAAAGUGAACUAUCAGAAUAUAUCAAGUCUGAGGAGCUGUAUGUUGGAGCCAAACUGAACGUGAAUGGCUACCUAUUUCUUUUGCUCAACGCUGAUGAGUACACCUUAAACUACAUGGAGAAUAAUACAAACAGGUUUCCAUUUAGCAGCAUCGAAUUUGCCCUACAAAAGCUGAAAGACUUAGAAUCGAAAUCAAAAGAUAUCAAGCAGGUAUUUGCAACUGCUGACCCUAGACACACAAAGGUUUUGGAUUAUAAUACAUUCAGAGAUUUAUUGAUGAAUGUAACAUCUGGGAGGCUUAUAGACCAGGAGGUUAUCACCAUUGCACGCCACUACCGUGUGCCUGAGGACAUGAGUACAGAUGUGAAUAUCUUAAUUGCACAGGCCCAUGAAAAGCUCAAGAAAAAUAUAUUUGAAAAUUUUGACAGACUCAUUUUUAACUGUGUGUAUGAAGAUCGAGAAAAAAAACAUGUAUUACCCACCAAAGACAUCCAAAGGCUGUGCAAGUCCUCCAGGUUACCUUUGAGUGAUGAUCUUCUAAGAAACUUACUAUCCAGGUUUGAAGAUAGUGAACAUCAAAUAAAUUAUGAGUCAUUUUUCUCUGCCCUGAACUGGAGAAUGAAUCCAAUGCCUGAACUGUCGGCCCCAUCAUACCUUAAAGAGAAAUGUGAAGAUGUUUGGCUCGGAAUGCCAUCACCUAUUCCUGUGAAAUUCAUUAGAUACUUAGACCUUUUGAGGGAUGUGUUUGGCUUAGAGGAGGAGGAACCAUGA
Urocitellus parryii (Arctic ground squirrel) is the source of this 3831-nucleotide messenger RNA. RefSeq names its product EF-hand domain containing 2 (gene Efhc2). Gene Ontology annotation, cellular component: microtubule. Gene Ontology annotation, biological process: regulation of neuron projection development. Gene Ontology annotation, molecular function: nucleic acid binding; RNA-DNA hybrid ribonuclease activity. The record is from RefSeq and is a predicted model, not a curated record. NCBI's taxonomy places the organism in Eukaryota, Metazoa, Chordata, Mammalia, Rodentia, Sciuridae.